CAGACACAUGGGUAGUUCCCUUGGAGCCCUGUGUGGUUCACCCGCGGCACGGGGUAGCGUGUGCACGAGUUGCCCCGCGCAUGCUGCCGGCCGCUCUGGUCCUGGCCUUGCCUGAGCAAGGCGUUGGGUUAGGGAAUGACGCCUGCUGGCGCGGCGGCUUCUCCUUCGAAGACUGCUGCAAAGGCCGGGGCAGGCCUGAGUGCUUCGAUGCGCUGUACACAUUCGAGGUCUGCUGCCUGGAUGCCAAGGCUGCGCUGCCACAAGACUGCCACCAAGAUGUGGAAUCCCUGGCAAGGCACUUGCAGUGCAAAGGGACGCAGUGGGUGAAGAAGGAGGACUGGGACAGCUUCUUCCUGGCGCACCAGCUCUCGCAGAGCUUGGGGGCCUCCUAUAAGGGCUGGCCCGACAUCGGGGAGCUGCUUAGGAAGGCCAACGCGACGACUGGGGCGCUGAGGGCCACGGAGGAGGAUUGCCGCUUCGGGUUAGCGGCGCUGCUGCUGCAGGCGCUGCCUAGCCUGGAGCGCGCGGGCGCCCAUGGCGCUGUCCGCGCGGCGUACCGGCGGGCGCGGCGGCUGUCAUUGGCAGGAGGCGAGGACUGCCGCUGGAGGGAGAUGGUGAACCACGCCAUCUUGCAGCACACGGACAUGCUGCUGGGCGCAGACCGACGCUUCCGUGGCUGGUGCCCUGCGAAUGGGCCCAAGAUCUUUGUGUACGAGCUCCCUUUGGCGCGCAACCCGCUCUCCUGCGCGCGGAUCGGCUUUUGGGCCUCUGAGGUAUAUCUGGAGCGUUUCCUCUUCUACAGCGGCUGUCGGACCUCCGACCCUGAGGAGGCAGAUCUCUUCUUCGUCCCGGCGUACCUCACCUGCUGGGAGCUGCAGCAUUCGAAGCCGCUCUCGGCGCUGGCGCGCGCCGAGUUCCUGGACGCGCAGCGCGGGGAGUUGGGGCGCCUGCCGUUCUUGGGGGCCAGGGGCGGCCUGGACCACGUCUUCCUCUUCGGGGCCUCGGCCUGGCAACUUCCAAGGUGGCGCAGCCUGCUGAAGGACUCCAUCGUCCUUGCGGUGGAAUCUCAGCCCAUCGAGUCAGAUGGCACCCCAGAGGACGAGACACGCUGUUGGCAUUGCACCGACUGCUUCCAGCCGUGGAAAGAUCUUGUGGUGCCCCCGGUUACGCCCCUGCCUGGUGCACGCGCCCUGCUGGCCCGAGCCAAGCCUUUCCACGAGCGCCAGCUCCUGAUGACCUGGCACGGGCAGCACGCGGACUCGGAGAGCGCGGCGGUGCGGCGGGCGUAUCGCAUCACCAACGAGACGGUGCGCACCGAGUUGAUCCACCACCUCAGCCACUUACCGGAUGUUUCCAUCGGCUCUCCCAUUUCGGACUAUGCGGGGGUGAUGGGCAACGCGAAGUUCUGCCUUUGUCCCAAAGGAGCAAGCUCUUACACUUCGCGGACCUUCGAAGCCCUUUUUGCUGGCUGCAUCCCAGUGAUUCUCUCCGACCAUGUGCGCCUGCCCUUCGACCACGUGCUGAACUGGUCGGACUUCAGCAUCGCUUGGCCCAUGGCACGCGCCGACAUGAGCCUGUACCACUACUUGCAGAGCUUCGACGAGGCUGAGGCCUUGGCGAUGCAGCAAAGAGGGGCAGAGGCGCGGUGCUGGUUCGACUACUUCGCGCAGGAGCAGGAGCCCCAGCAGUGCUCGCCCUACUUGGCGGUGCUCAUGGCGCUGCAGGGGCGAGCGAUUCGGCGGAAGCGGCAGCACGAGGGGCCCCGGUUGACGGAGAGCGCCAAAGCGCGGAUGAUGCCGGACUCUGGGGCCGGGCCAGGUCCCGGCGCUUCACUGAUCGUGGCCUCGGCAGAAGUUGGAAAUGCGGAGACCGACAAUGUGCCUGCUGGCAAUGCCCAGCGUCAUAUCCACAUGCUGAACGUGCCAUUUUAG
Molecule: messenger RNA, 1931 nt
Organism: Effrenium voratum
Lineage: Eukaryota; Dinophyceae; Suessiales; Symbiodiniaceae
Source: the annotation of a GenBank genome assembly